Messenger RNA from Cokeromyces recurvatus, 1722 nucleotides. Its product is annotated as major facilitator superfamily domain-containing protein. Gene Ontology annotation, molecular function: sucrose:proton symporter activity. Gene Ontology annotation, cellular component: membrane. The record is from RefSeq and is a predicted model, not a curated record. Gene Ontology annotation, biological process: transmembrane transport. The coding region runs from base 73 to 1620 and encodes 515 amino acids. NCBI's taxonomy places the organism in Eukaryota, Fungi, Mucoromycota, Mucoromycetes, Mucorales, Mucoraceae. The transcript is spliced from 6 exons.
AUUUAGUCUCUUUUUCUAUUUUCUUUUACUAUUAUCAUUUUUUUUUUUCCGUCAAGAAGAAAUAAUAAAAUAAUGACGACAGAAUAUUCACCUUUAUUGCAACAGGCAAAACCACCUAUUUCAAGACCAAAACCUCGAAGAAGAAGGUCCUCAUUUGACCCUUCUACUUAUAAUAGUAUUGGUAAUAUUACUCUAAGUGGCAAUAGUGAAGGAGAAGAAGUCAAUCGAGAGGGACUUCAUUUAUUAGAGAUUUUGGGUUUAACUAUUUGUAUGGCUGGUGUACAAUUUACAUGGACUGUUGAGCUAUCCUAUGGUACACCUUAUUUGUUAUCCCUCGAUUUAUCAAAAGAAUUAACAGCAUUAGUAUGGUUAGCAGGCCCACUUUCAGGUCUCAUUGUGCAGCCAUUAAUUGGAGCUUUUAGCGAUAAAUGUACUUCCCGCUUUGGUAAAAGAAGACCCUUUAUUGUCGUAGCAGGGGUAUUAACCUGCUUAUCUAUGAUUGGUGUUGCUUAUGCAAAAGAACUUGGCAAUUGGGCAGCUCGAAAUUUAUAUACUACUAACAUUGAAGAGAUGAGCCAUUUAUUUGCUAUUAUCGUUGCAGUUUCAUCUUUUUAUUUUUUAGACUUUACUUUAAAUGCUGUUCAGGCUAUUUGCCGUGCUCUCAUUUUAGAUAUACCUCCAUUAUGGCAACAAGAAUAUGCAAAUGCUUGGAGUGCUCGUAUGAGUAAUUCAGCAAUGGUGAUUGGUUAUUUCGUUGGCUUUGUUGAUCUUGUAACCUACACACCAUGGCUGGGUGAUUCACAAAUCAAAUGUUUUUGCAUCGUUGCCAUCGUCGUCUUUAUUUCUGCAUUGGCUAUCACUUGCCUUAGUGUUAAGGAGACACCUUAUAGUGAAGAAUUAAAUGAACAGCAACAUGAUGAUCAGAAAUGGUAUAGUACACUUCAAUAUAUUUGGAGAGCUUUUAGAUUUUUACCAAAGCCUAUACAAUCACUUUGUAAUACACAAUUUUUUGCUUGGAUGGGAUGGUUUCCAUUCCUUUUCUAUAGUACACAAUGGGUUUCAGAUCUUUAUUUUGCAUCUCAUCCAUCAGGCGAUUGGGCAGAGGGCACACGAGCUGGCUCAUUUGCCUUUCUUUGCAAUUCUAUCGUAUCUGUCGUUGCAGGUGUUCUCCUUCCAUCUCUUGUAGCCCAUAAUCGUCUAUUUACGUUACUCAAUCUCUAUACAGCCUCCCAACUCAUUAUUGCCGCCUGUUUAUUAUCAGCUUGGUUCAUUAAGUCUGUUACUAUGGCCACCAUUAUGGUAGGUAUCAUGGGUAUACCCUGGGCUAUUGUCUUAUGGAUUCCAUUUUCACUCGUUGGUGAAUAUGUCAGUUUUGAAGAUGAACAAAGACAAAAGAAAAGCAAUGAUAUUGAAGAACGCAAUAAUGAAUUUGACGCAGGCAUGAUCUUGGGUGUUCAUAAUAUGUACAUUGUCUUUCCUCAAUUUGCUGUAGCUAUCAUUGCAUUUAUCAUCUUUUAUAUAGCUACCUCAGGUAACGUGGGGAUUGUAUUAGCAUUUGGUGGUUUAAUGGCCCUUGUUGCUACAGUCAUGAGUAGACAUAUUAUUCGUGUCAAAAAAUGAUCUACCAAAAAUCCAGGGGUAAAAAAAAAAAGAAAACAAUAUUUGAUAAAUAAAGUUUUAUAUAUAAUUCUUUCUCUUUCUCUUUGUUUUCCUUAAAAAAAA